Molecule: messenger RNA, 402 nt
Organism: Lathyrus oleraceus (garden pea)
Lineage: Eukaryota; Viridiplantae; Streptophyta; Magnoliopsida; Fabales; Fabaceae
Product: histone H1-like
Exons: 1
Coding region: 1-402 (133 amino acids)
Biological process (GO): nucleosome assembly
Cellular component (GO): nucleosome
Molecular function (GO): DNA binding
Source: RefSeq, a predicted model, not a curated record
AUGGUAGCAAUACCUACAACUUCAAAUCAGUAUACGUUCACCUCUUACCUUAAUCAGCUUCCUGCUAACUUCAAGAAGCUAUUGCUCCAAAAUUUGAAGAAGGAUGUUGCUUCUGGAAAGCUUGUUAAGGUUAAAGCUUCAUUCAAGCUUUCAGCAGCGGCCAGAAAGCCUGCAGUUGCCAAGCCAAAGACAAAGCCAGCUGCCAAGGCAAAGACUGUGAAGGCCAAGACAGCCGCUAAGCCCAAAUCUGCUGCUAUCAAGCCCAAACUCAAGUCGAUGCGUUACGAAGAAAGCUCCAAGAAGACCAACAGGUCUCAAAGCCACUUGAAUCAGCACAUUCUUCAGUCAAGAAGUGUCUAUCUUUCACUGGUGCAUCAUUACUUUCACCAAAAUCAGGGCUAG